Messenger RNA from Talaromyces marneffei, 1377 nucleotides. RefSeq lists its product as uncharacterized. The transcript has 4 exons. Gene Ontology annotation, molecular function: oxidoreductase activity. Gene Ontology annotation, cellular component: cytoplasm. NCBI's taxonomy places the organism in Eukaryota, Fungi, Ascomycota, Eurotiomycetes, Eurotiales, Trichocomaceae. The record is from RefSeq and is a predicted model, not a curated record. The coding region runs from base 1 to 1377 and encodes 458 amino acids.
AUGGCGACACCAUCGUCGGCUCCUGUGCCAGACUCCACCCUGCCGUUCUGGCGAACAGAAACACACGAAUUGGAUUGCCACCGGAGCACACCCGAGCUCCCCGAAGAAUGUGAUAUCCUCAUUAUCGGUGCAGGGUACACCAGAGCUGCCAUAGCACAUUUUCUUUACAAGGAUAAUCCAUCACCACCAUCUGUCGUUAUCCUAGAAGCUCGACAUGCCUGUUCCGGGGCUACAGGUCGUAAUGGCGGCCAUUUAAAACCAGAUGUCUACUUCGGUCUUCCGAAAUACAUCAAAAAAUAUGGUGUCAAAGCUGCAGUGGAUGUCGCUCGUUUUGAAGCUUCUCAAGUGCAUGCCGUCAAGCAGCUUGUAGAGGAAGAAAAAAUUGACUGCGAUUUUGUUCUUACUCGGGCUUGUGAUGUUAUUUUAGACGAGGGAUUGGCAGCGGAGAUUGAAGCUGCCUUUACAGAAAUGGCGAACUCGGGGGUUGCAAAUCUGACCGAUGUCCAUUUUACGAAAAGAAAGGAUGCGGAGCGGGUCUCUGGUGUGAAAGGCGCAUUGAAUUGCUUCACAUUCACAGCCGGUCACAUCUGGCCGUAUAAGAUGGUGAUGCACCUUCUUAAAGGUGUUGUGGACAAGGGCGCCAAUCUUCAAACAAUGACUCCAGUCACUCAUAUCUCUGAGAAACCACUCCCAGAUGGUCGAUGGUUGGUUACAACUGAAAGGGGAAGCGUCAAGGCCAAGAAGGUGAUCCUCGCAACAAACGCUUACACCUCACAUGUUGCUCCCCAAUUCACAAACCACAUUGUCCCUGUGCGAGGCAUUUGUAGCCGGAUUGUUGUACCUCCUCAUAAAGUUCCUCCUUUUCUCCCUCAAACGUACAGUAUCCGCUACGGGUCUUCAAUGUAUGACUACCUUAUACCGAGACCCGAUGGAAGCAUCAUUGUCGGAGGCGCCAAGCCACCUUUCUGGUCAGAUCGCUCUCAUUGGUACAACAAUACGGAUGAUAGCAAGCUCAUUGAGCCGGCCAAAUCGUGGUUUGAUGGACUUAUGCAGAGGACGUUUGUUGGUUGGGAGAACAGCGAAGCAUAUCCCGACAAAGUCUGGACUGUAAUCAUGGGUUAUAGCUCAGAUUUCAUGCCAUACGUGGGCGAAGUGCCUGAUAAGCCAAACCAGAUCAUUCUUGCUGGUUUCUCAGGCCACGGUAUGCCUUUGAUUCUUCUUUGCGCCAAAGCAAUCGCACAGAUGGUUCGAAGCGGAACCAGUUUCGAAGAGACAGAAGUACCUUCAUUGUUCAAGGUCACAAAGGAGCGACUUGCGAGCGAGAAGAACGAAAUCCUGGACGGGCACAACAAGGAAAAUCCCAGAGCGAAACUAUAA